ACUGCAGCAGAACCAGCCCUUGUGGAGGGAGGCUCUGCACGCCGUGGGACACAGGGGAUGCCGCUUUGUGCCCGCAGGAAGCAGCAGCUCAGAGAUGUGCUUACAGGUAAAGAGCAAAACCCUGCGAGGGGCUCUGGGGGCAGCCCCAGAGGGGCUUUUUUUCUUCUUUUUGGGUAUGGAGCUCAUGAGUUUGGAAGCUCAGAAUGCAAAGCCUUACAGGAUGCAACUCCCUGCAGACGGAGCUAUUUCCUCUUUUGCUUUAUUUUAUGUUGGGUUUCCAACACCGGAGCUCCAUCCACACCUCGUGCUGAUGUUACCCCCCCAUUCCUCGGGGGUGGGAAAUGUGUGUGCAUUUCAUAGACAGUGCACAGGGGAUCUCACAGCUGUGGGCACUCGCUUGCAGAACGCAGCUGGGCUUUGUGGGACACAUAGCUAUGACUUGCUGGUGGCCUCUCCUCUGCCAGCACCUCCCCAGUGGCACGCAGUGCCCACGGCACGUCCCAGCAUUGGGUUUGCACAGCAGAGGUGUAUCUUGCUGCUGGGAUCCUCCCUGCUGCCGUCACACGGUGAGAGCAGAGCACUGAAUGCAGACCUUUGUGCUCUGUGUUUGCUCCUUGCCCAUCCCAGCAGGAUGGACCCAACCGACGGCACUGUGCACAAUUGCAUCGCAACCAAUGCAAAUGCAGCACAUGCAUGGGCCUCCUGCUUUCGUGCCCUGUGCUUGGAAGCAGCCGGGCGUGAUGCAGCAUGCAAGCACAGGGGAGCUCAGCCAUCUGCAGCCCUGCAUGAAGGCAGUAGAAGCAGCUGCUCUGCUCCUCCUUGCAUGCAUAAAUUGCAGCACGCAGUGGCGAUGCUGCAGCCGUGCUGCACCCGGCUGCAGGUUGGGCUCCCCAGAAAUAAGGAACCAAGAGGAUCUUCCCAACUGUUGCCCCAAUGGAGGGGCGUCGGGCACGGGAGGGUGCAGCUUAGUGCCACUAAACAGAUUGGAUUAGGAGGGAUUUGCAGAGGGCCCGUCUGGAAGAACGGCUUAUGGAGGUGGUUGGAGUGUCACAACGGUGCGCGGUGUUGCAACGCGGUGUUGCGGCUGUGUUGGGGUGGAGGGUUCUGCUGGGAGGUGCUGAGUGAGAGGGGACAGAGGGGACAGAAGGGACAGGGACGGCUCUGUGCUGUGCGCUGGGCUGGAAGAAAGCAAGGGAGGAUGCAACCUGCAAACCUGAUGCCUUCCUCACCUUGCAAAUCCGACCCGAACCCCUCAGUCCGUGCAGCUUCAGAGGGUGAGUGCCGUGCAGCUGCACUGCGCUGGGGGAUAUUUAAAAUGCAGUAUAAUCCAUGGUGCAGUGCUGUCCUACGCCAUGUGCUUUUGCAGGAUUGGGUCCCUGUUUGGAUGCACACACGGAGGCCUGGCUCCAUAUGGUUUGCAUGCACGCAGGGUCAGCUUCGGGGCCUUCUUGGCAGCACAGAUGCUGUUGGGGUUGGCACGUUGGCGGUGCUCCUCCCGUGCUCGCUCUGUCCCAGUCCCUGCAGCAGGAUUUUGCAUCACAUCCUCCUUCCCCCUGAGCCCUUGGCUGCCUUCCGGAGCGGUCACCACCUUCCCCUGCGCACUGCACAGCCCUGCUGACCUGUGCUGUGUUUUGCUUGCGGGUGUGGAGCAAAAAUUGCCCAAUAGCCCCUUCCAUGAAAGAGGAGCUCCUGAGCUGGGAGGAAAAUAGGGCACUUCUGGUGGGUGACGGCCACAGCCGCCCCCAGGGCCUUCAUCUGCACAACACGGGGGGUGGAGCAGUUGACUGCAUGCAAACCUGGGGGCAGAGCAGUGCUGCAGGCACAUAGGAUCCCUAUAGGCACCCCAGGGUCGAUGCCCCAUGACAGCCUGCUCCCCAGCGCACGGCCCCACCUGCCCUAGCCAUCCCCUCCUCCCCCGUUCCUGAUGGUGCAGUGAGGGACGGGCAGAGGAGCAGCCAGCAGAGCGCCGCACCCCCCGCAGAGCCAUGGAGGCCCCCCCAGAUGUGCCCGUUGGGAACCUCAUCGACUUCAGCACCGAAGAACCCAGCCGUGCCCCCUCGGGUCCCUCUCCUCCGGCCGUCCCCAGUGACAACGGGCACCUGGGGGAGGUGACAGCAGAGGAGAGCGAUGCCACCGAGUCGGCGGACAGCGAGAACGACAUGGGCGAAUCCCCCGCACGUUGGGGCCACCGCCGCUCCUCCUCGGGCGAAUCCUUCUCCUCCAACCACAGCUCCGGGUCGGCCAGGGAUGAGGCAGCGUCCGAGCGCCGGGACUUCGUGCGGCACUACGUGGAGAAGAUCUUCACCGGGGGGGAGGAUCUGGAGCAGGAGGAGAAGGCGAGGUUUGGGGAGCUGUGCAGCGGCGAGGACGGGAAGGGCAGGGAGUGGUUCGCCAGAUACGUGAGCGCACAGCGCUGCAACUCCAAGUGUGUGUCAGAGCAGACCUUCUACCGCCUGAUGCAGUCCUUCGCCCUGGUGCUGUUUGAGUGUCACCAGAUGGAUGACUUCAGCCCUGCCAAGAACCUCAUGACCAUGUGUUUCACAUACUACUACAUCGGGAAGACCCACGCGCUGCCUCUGGAGGCCAAGGAGAAGCCCACAGGCAGCAUUGACUCAUACCUGAAGUCAGCCAACAGCUGGCUGGCGGAGAAGAAGGACAUCGCAGAGAGGCUGCUGAAAAACACAUCAGCCAAGACAGAGAACGUCAAGGGCUUCUUUGGGGGCCUGGAAACCAAGCUGAAGGGUCCUGCGGCCAAAAAGAGCGACGAAGGUGAGGACAAACCAAAGGAGAAGCUGAAGAAGAUGGUUUCCAUGCAGAGCCCAGAGGAGGAGAAGAAAGGAGAGAAGAUCUACCUGUACAUGCACCUCAAGCAGCAGCCCAUCUGGCACAACCUGCGCUUCUGGAACGCCGCCUUCUUCGACGCCGUGCACUGCGAGCGCAGGAAGCGCUCCCCCACCACCAGGGAGAAGUGGUGCCACAUGACACAGGAGGAGAGGGACGACAGCCUGCGCUUCAACGAGAACAUCACCUUCGGGCAGCUGGGCACCUUCAUCCACAACAUGUUGGCGUUCGGCCUCACCAAGAAGCUCUGCAGCGACUUCCUCAAGAAGCAGGCGACCAUUGGCAAUUUGGAUGAAGAGCAAUACAAGCUGCUCAGCGACCACAUUGAGCAGAUGGCCACCGAGUAGCGGCACGGCGAGAUGGCAACCGGAGCAGGUGGGGAGGGCAACCUGCCCCCAGAACAAAGCUGGGCUGCUUGAAACCACCCAAACACACACACACGUGUGGAGCUGCCAUACACCCGCAUGACCAUCCGCCAGACUUCAGAGCUGCGCCGUGGGCAGCCCGUAGAAGUAGGAGCCAACAGCCCCAAUCCCUCCCAGCCGGAGCCUCCUGUGCGUAUUUCCGGAGCAGACAGACCCAGCGGUGUGUUUUGUCACUUCAACGAACAAACAAACAAACAAACAUACAAACAAAGGCAAGGAAAAAGCAAGCUGACAAACCAGAGUGGUUGCUGCUCCCACUUCUGCCUGCAUGGCUGCAGCCCCAGCUGUGCAGCCCAGCAGGUUCCGAUGCGGGUCCCGACGCGCUCCUUGGCACGGCGGCUGCAGGACGAUGGGACACGGCUGUCCCCAAAGUGGGGGUUUCCAUGGGAACGCGUUCCUUGUGCGGCUUUCCCCGUGCAUCCCAUAAGAGAAACAGCAGAGCGGGUCCCUGAGGCAGGGACCCUCCCAGCCCCGCUGCCAGACAGCUGUUUGCUUCGGGGGGGGAAGGAGAGGGAGCGCUGCCGGUUUGCACUUUGUGUGUGAUUGAUGGAGAGGAGCUCUCUCCUCAUUCCCGCUGCGUUUAUCUCCUAUUCCCCACCCCCCUCCCCUAAACCUAAAGGAUAUAUUAUUUGCAUGUGUAUUUUUCUAAAAAAUAAACAAAGAAACCAAA
Molecule: messenger RNA, 3936 nt
Organism: Gallus gallus (chicken)
Lineage: Eukaryota; Metazoa; Chordata; Aves; Galliformes; Phasianidae
Product: KIAA0513
Exons: 12
Coding region: 1986-3188 (400 amino acids)
Source: RefSeq, a predicted model, not a curated record